This is a messenger RNA of Orycteropus afer afer, 717 nucleotides long. RefSeq names its product DnaJ heat shock protein family (Hsp40) member B3 (gene DNAJB3). Gene Ontology annotation, molecular function: ATPase activator activity; Hsp70 protein binding. Gene Ontology annotation, cellular component: cytosol; endoplasmic reticulum membrane. NCBI's taxonomy places the organism in Eukaryota, Metazoa, Chordata, Mammalia, Tubulidentata, Orycteropodidae. Gene Ontology annotation, biological process: positive regulation of proteasomal ubiquitin-dependent protein catabolic process; protein refolding. The transcript has a single exon. The coding region runs from base 1 to 717 and encodes 238 amino acids. The record is from RefSeq and is a predicted model, not a curated record.
AUGGUGGACUACUAUGAGGUGCUGGGUGUAACCCGGCAAUCCUCGUCGGAUGCCAUCAAGAAGGCGUACCGCAAGCUGGCGCUCAAGUGGCACCCGGACAAAAAUCCUGAGAACAAGGAGGAAGCGGAGAGGAAGUUCAAAGAAGUGGCCGAGGCCUACGAGGUGUUGUCAGACGCCAAGAAACGGGACGUCUACGACAGAUACGGCAAAACAGACGUGGAUGGUGGCGGUGGCGGCCCCUUCCAGGACCCCUUUGACUACGUCUUCACCUUCCGUGACCCGGCCGAGGUCUUCAGGGAGUUUUUCGGUGGCAGGGACCCGUUUUCGUUUGACUUCUUUGGAGACUCGCUUGAGAACAUUUUUGGGAGUCGGAGAAGCUCCCGGGGAAGCCGAAGCAGAGGGUACGCACCACUUUUCUCCCCUUUCAGUGAAUUUCCAACUUUUGGGGGUGCUUUUUCUUCUUUUGAUGCAGGACUGACUUCCUUUGGUUCCAUGGGAGGUGGGGGCCUCUCUUCCUUCUCCAUGUCCUGUGGUAGUGGUGGCACCACCAACUUCAAAUCCGUGUCGACUUCCACUGAAAUAUUGAAUGGCAAAAAAAUCACCACCAAGAGAAUCAUUGAGAAUGGCCAAGAAAGGGUGGAAGUGGAAGAAGACGGAGAGUUGAAGUCCCUGAUAAUCAAUGGCAAGGAGCAGUUGCUGCACAUUGAUACUCAGUGA